Molecule: messenger RNA, 1599 nt
Organism: Gaeumannomyces tritici R3-111a-1
Lineage: Eukaryota; Fungi; Ascomycota; Sordariomycetes; Magnaporthales; Magnaporthaceae
Exons: 2
Coding region: 1-1599 (532 amino acids)
Source: RefSeq, a predicted model, not a curated record
AUGACGACAGCGGCUGAACCUGGGGCGCAGCCGGCCACCGCUGCCGCCGCUCCAGACCCCGUGCCGGCGGUUGUGAGGGAGCCUGCGGCAGCGGCUGCAAAGGAGACCGCCGCCACGACCGCCCCUGCCACCGAAGCCGCCAUCGCUGCCGUGCCCGCUACGGCGGAAGCACCUAUAAUAGCACCAUUGCCUGCUGCCGCCCCUGCACCACCGCCGUCGGUCCCACAGAAGUCGCCGGCCGAGGACUCGACCACCUCCGCCGCGGCAGCAGCACCAGCCUCGGCUACGCCAGAAGCACCACCUCCGGCCGCAGCAACAGCAGUUCUCCCCAUGGCCGCCGAGAAGAAGCUGGAUGGCGAGAAGACACAGAAGCCAGGCAAGGACGGCAUCGACGAGAUCAACCCGCAGGACUUCAGCGGCGAGGUGCAGAGCAACAACGACCUGCCCUCGGCCGCGACGCUGCGCAAGAUCGAGAACUAUACGGUGCUGGAUCGCCACGGCAAAUCGCACACCUUCCGCAGUCUCUACACGGGCCGCAACGUCGCCCGCCGCGUCCUGCUGAUCUUUGUGCGGCACUUCUUCUGUGGUAACUGCCAGGAGUACCUACGCACCCUCUCUGCCUCCAUCACCCCGGAGGCCCUCCUGCAACUUCCCAUCUCCACUUUCAUCGCCGUCGUGGGCUGCGGUGACCCGGGUCUGAUCGACAUGUACGUACGCGAGACGGGCUGCCCAUUCCCCGUUUACGCCGACCCGACACGUCGGCUGUACGAUGAGCUGGGAAUGGUGCGCACCCUCGCCAUGGGCCAGCGCCCGGCGUACAUGCGCAAGUCGAUGCUGCUCUCGGCCCUCAGUAGCGUCGCCCAGGGCCUGCGCCAGGUGCCCUCGGGCAAGGCCACAAAGGCGGGUGACCACCGCCAGAUCGGCGGCGAGUUUCUGUUCGAGCCCCUGACCGUCCACACGCCCGCUCCCGUCGAGGACGACCUCGACCGCCGCAUCGGGGAACACCAGCUCCAUGGCAGCAGCAUCACCCGCCAGACCAUUGGUGAAGGUCUCUCCCUCAAUGAAGAUUCAGGGGCUGUCGUUGCCAAAAAGGAGAGCAGUGCUGCUACGACACCGGAACCGGCAACAGCAGCAGCCGCAUCAACGGAAAUGACGACGACGACAACGCCGCCUGCAGCAGCACCCGCCGACACGACAACACCCAACGGAGCGACGGCAACAAACACCGCGAGGGAAACCAACGGCAACACCCCACGGGGGAGCAGUAUUAGCGGCACCAGGCCGACGGUCCAGGUCCCCGUGCAGCACGACGGAGCGGACGAGGAGGAGGGCUACGUCGAGGACAAGCAGGUGACGUGGUGCCAUCGCAUGCGCACAACGCGCGACCACGCCGAGAUCCCGGAGUUGAUGGAGGUGCUCGGCCUCGAUGGCCAGGGCGUGCCCAUCAAGGACAACAAGCGCUGGUCGCGCGCCCUCGAAACCCGCAAGGGCACAGGUCUCAGCAUGGCCAGCCAGAUGAGCGCCAUCAGCAGCAGCCGCGGCAGUGGCAGCAUCAAGAGCUUCGAUGCCGCCGCUCCUCUGCCUAGCGGGAAGGCCUGA